Gadus morhua (Atlantic cod) is the source of this 2535-nucleotide messenger RNA. RefSeq names its product RRN3 homolog, RNA polymerase I transcription factor (gene rrn3). Gene Ontology annotation, molecular function: RNA polymerase I core binding; RNA polymerase I general transcription initiation factor activity. The transcript has 17 exons. Gene Ontology annotation, cellular component: nucleus. NCBI's taxonomy places the organism in Eukaryota, Metazoa, Chordata, Actinopteri, Gadiformes, Gadidae. The coding region runs from base 310 to 2130 and encodes 606 amino acids. The record is from RefSeq and is a predicted model, not a curated record. Gene Ontology annotation, biological process: transcription initiation at RNA polymerase I promoter.
UGUUCACAGAUGGGAAUGCGUGCAUCGUGUUUAGCCACGGAGAGUAAUAUGUAACUCAACGAAGCAAGAGGCGAUAUGGACCAUUAAUACCCCGUCUGAUGGUGUCUUUUGUUUCCGCUCGUGGACGACUAUCUCAUUAAGUCGUAUUUUCUACUGAAGCUCGAUAAUGUAGUUCAUGUUAAAGGACAUGACCAAAGUAAACAUACACUACUAGUUCAAUUAUUUUUUCAAAGCGCCGGAGUUUAUUACUUCCUUUUACAAAUGAAAAGAAACGACUACUGUAUCAACGCAAUAAGUGAGUUAUAAAGCAUGGAGAUCGAUGGCCGGGAUUUCCUGAACACCCCUCCUACGAAGACCGUACGGUUCGGAGGGAGUGUUGUUGCUACGUUAGCUAAAUACAAACAGGGCGACUUGCAACAGUACGAACUGCUGAAGCACCAGUUGUCAGAUCCAGAUAUCAAGGAUGGGCAGAUCAUAAAUUGGCUACAAGAGUUUCGUAGUUGUGUGACAUUGCUCGGCAAGGACCAUGAACAUCUUAUCCACACAAUUUUGAGGUUGCCCUGGCUGGGCCGUAGUCCUGCCGUCAUAGAGGAGUACCUCGCCUUCCUGGGGAACCUGGUGUCAGCCCAAACAGUCUUCCUCUGUGCUUGCCUCAAAAUGGUUGUUUCCCACUUCAUUCCCAAGAGAGUUAAAAUCUGUGAAGGCGGUGUGGACAUCUCGGAUUCAGACGAUGAUGAAGAUGAAAACCUUGCCAGGACCUUCGGCCACUGCCACCAGGCCCUGCAGGUCAUCCUCAGAUACGUCCCGUCCACGAGUCACUUCCUGGUGCCCAUUUUAAAUGAGAAGUUCCCGUUCGUGCAGAAGUCCUCCAGAACCUUGGAGUGUUAUGUCCACAACCUUCUGAGGGUGACUGUGUACAUCCCAACCAUUCAGAGAGAUGUCUUGGAAAUUGUCAUUGGAAAGAUGCUGAAAAUAGACGUGAGCGCACCACGGGCAUCGAUCGAGGAGGCAGAGGAGAGAAGCAUGCAGCACCGGAGCGAGCUCACCGAGGAAGGACUCUUCGACAUGGACGAGGACGAGGCUGGAGAGCAGGGCUCGGGGCUGACCGCCCACCCCAUGGCCGAGAAGCUGGACUCCCUGAUGAUGGUGACCAUGAGCUACAUCAGAGACAGCUGCCUGCCCAAGGGCGCGCUGGACGUGGAGAGGACCAAGGAGCUGUUCAGAGACCUGUUGUCCAUCUUUGACAAGCUCAUCCUGCCCACGCACGCCUCGUGCCACGUGCAGUACAUCCUCUUCUACCUCUGCAGCUUCAGGGUGGCGCUGGCCGAGGCCUUCCUGGAGCACUUGUGGAAGGUGUUCCAGAACCCGUCCUUCGCCCCCGUGCUGCGGCAGGCUGCAGCGGGCUACAUCGGCAGCCUCCUGGCCCGGGCCAGCUUCCUGCCCGUGGUCACGGUCCGAGCGUGCGUGGACCUCCUGGUGCAGUGGAUCCACGGCUACAUCGACAGCCUGGACGCCGGCGGCCGCCAGGCCUGCUGCGACGUCACGCUGCACGGGCCCUUCUACACGGCGUGCCAGGCCGUGUUCUACGCACUCAUCUUCAGGCACCGCGCCAUCCUGGAGGUCAACAUGAAGAAAGGUCUGGCCUAUCUUCAGGGUCUGAACCUUGAGCGUGUUGUGAUGUGUCAGCUGAACCCGCUUAACGUCUGCCUGCCGGCCGUCAUCAACCUCUUCGCUGCCUUCACCAGGAAGUACCAGGUGGCGUUCUGCUACACGGUCAUAGAGAAGAACAACCGCCAGAUGCUGCCGGUGGUCCGCAGCUCCAACGCGGGGGGCUCGGUGGCCACCAACACCAACCCCCUGGACAGCUUCUUCCCCUUUGACCCCUACCUGCUCAAGAGGUCCAGUAGUGUCAUCCAGCCCCUGUACCAGGUGUGGGAGGAGGCUGAGGACUCGGAGGAGGGGGUCGCCCAACGGGAGACACUGCGAUCGAUGGACGAAGAGGACGACUUCCUCAACAAGGAGACCCCCCACUCGGACCCCCGGAUCAUGGGCAUGACCCCUGGCUCCUACGACCGGGCCUUCCCCUGCAGCCCCUGCAGUGUGGGCUCCCCGCCCGUGGGCUUUCCCUGAAGGCGUUGGUGGACCAGCGCCCCCUCACAGACUGACUGAGGACGGCUGCUGACGGCUGAGUGCUGCCUGUGUGCCCCCCCCCCCCGUUGAGCCGCGGGCCUGCAAGUGGGUUUGGUUUUAUUUAUUCUGGUCGAGGUGUGAGCGUCACACUUGGAGAACGGGAACGCUGUGGGUCAAUAAGAGACGGAUCGUGUUAUUUUAGAUGUGUCUUUAGCUGCGGUCGCUGUAGACACAUCGUCGGAGAACGAUGCCACGUUGUUUAAACAAUGGCUUAUUUCUACGUCUUCUAUCGAAACCUGGGAACCUUUGUGUUCAAAAAGGUGUGCGGUAACUAUUGGGCUUUCAUCUGCUUUAUAUGUUUAUAAGUUCUAAUUAUAAAAAUAAAAAAGUAAUUUUAUUCACUCA